Messenger RNA from Strongylus vulgaris, 972 nucleotides. NCBI's taxonomy places the organism in Eukaryota, Metazoa, Nematoda, Chromadorea, Rhabditida, Strongylidae. The record is from the annotation of a GenBank genome assembly.
GCUCUGUGCUACCGCUCGUCAGGAACCUCCCAUGUUACUGUUAUAUCUUUUACUCCACCGUAAUUGUGGUUUCAGAAAUUUUGUGUUGUCGCGGAUAAACCUUGAAAAUCUGGUGGGUUUCUUUUAUGCUACUUAUUAUAAGCCUUCCAAGCCGUUUGUGGAUUCUUUUCAAGUAUUGCCAGUGAUAAAAAUUCUUUACGAGGGUGUUGCUUCAUCCUCUUCAAACUCACACCACAUGUACCUCGCCCUUAUUGUUAUGCUGAUUUUGAGCGAGGAUGAUUUCUUCUGCAAAAUCAUACACGAAACGGGAAUAUGGCAAUGUCCUCAGAUGAUCCAUGAUGUUGACUGGCUGGAAAGUGACCAUCCAAUUAAAGAGAUAUCGUUAGGAGGGCUUUGCGUGCUGGUGUUCGUGCGAACUAUACAUAAGAAUGCCAUUCGAAUGAGAGACCGUUACCUGCACACAAAUUGUCUAGCAGCUCUUGCUAAUAUGUCGUCAUGCUUUAAAAACCUUUCUCCAAUUGUAAUUUAUUCAGAAUUAAUGAAUAGAUUGCACUCGUUUAUGUUCCAGCUGUUGAGCAAGCGUCAUGUGAAAAUGGUAGAACAUAUGCGUUUGGCAUCGGAAUCUAACGAAGGCCAGUCACUUGAAUACCACGAUGAUGUCACUGCUCUCGAGGAAGGUAUCCGAACUUUGCUUGAGAUCAUCAACAGUGCGCUGUGUGGCAACCUUCGCAAUAAUCCUCACCUCAUCUAUACUCUGUUAUAUCAUCGCAACUUAUUUGAUUCCUAUCAGCAGCAUCCCAUGUUCCAGGAUCUUCUUGCUAAUAUUACUCUCGUUAUAUCUCACUUUUCAUCGAAGGUUGUCCACGUUAGUGCGGGGGAUGGUUCAGCUAUGAUGGAAAUUAUAGAGAAGGAAGCUAUUGUUCUACCAACAGAUCGUCUAGCGAAAUUCCCGGAAUUGCGAUUUAGGUAAUA